AUGAAUAACUUUAAUAUGAACAAGGGAAUACCGGGUAUACCGGUUGCGACCACCAUCUCCACCCCGUCCCACCCUAUCCCGUCCAAUAUUAUCCAGACGAGAGAGCUUCUCUACAGGCUCAUCAUCUCACAACUCUUCUAUGACGGUUACCAACAAGUUGCUGUAACUCUCUCAAAUAUGGUCCACACCGACCCUCCCUGCCCCCCUUCAGACAGGUUGAUGCAUGUUGUCACCCUGGGACUAGAGAGAGAGUCCGAGUCUAAACACAGAACACAAAACAGGGCUGAGAGAAUCCUAGGUCCAGGGUUGGACCUGGAGUAUGAGACGGAGAUGCAGAGUAAUGCUCCGGAACCUGCUCAAUAUGAAACUGCGUAUGUGACAAGUCACAAAGGAAACUGUCGUAGCGGAGCAUUUAGUCCUGACGGUCAACUGUGCGCUACCGGAAGCGUGGACGCGAGUAUAAAAGUACUUGAUGUCGACCGGAUGCUGGCAAAAUCUAAUCCUGAGAGCCGAGGACAUUUAGAUCAGACAGGACAUCCUGUAAUUAGAACCCUGUACGAUCAUCUUGAGGAAGUCACGUGUCUCGAGUUUCAUCCUAAAGAAGCCAUCCUUGCCUCUGGUUCAAAUGAUUUCACAAUAAAACUCUUCGACUACAGCAAGGCUUCAGCAAAAAAGGCGUUCCGAACAAUGACCGACGCGGCGCCUUUGACCUGCAUGUCGUUUCAUCCCAGCGGAGAUUUCUUGGUGGCAGGAAGCGCCACAAAUAUUCUCCGUCUUUACGAUGUAAAUACGGCUCAAUGUUUUAUAAGUGCUAUACCCUCUCAUCACCACAGUGCUGCCAUUAACUCUGUUAAAUGGGCAAAUGAUGGGAAACAUUUUGUCUCUGGGUCCGCGGACGGUAGUAUCAAGAUCUGGGACGCAGUCUCAAACCGUUGUAUUUCAACCUUUCUCCAGGCUCAUGAUGGAGCUGAGGUUUGCUCUGUCAACUUCUCUCGGAAUGGAAAAUAUGUUUUGUCAUCGGGAAAGGAUUCAUUGGUAAAAUUAUGGGAACUGUCCACCUCCCGAUGUUUAAUAGCCUACACUGGAGCAGGAACCACUGGUAAACAGGAGAACCUGGCCCAGGCCGUCUUCAACCACACCGAGGACUACGUUAUGUUCCCCGACGAGGCGACGACGUCGUUAUGUGUAUGGGACGCCAGGAACGCGAGCAGGAAGCAACUACUGUCUCUAGGACAUAACGCUGCUGUUCGUCUCAUUGUGCAUUCUCCCACACAUGCAGCUUUCCUAACAUGCUCAGAUGAUUUUAGAGCCAGAUUCUGGUUCAGAAGACAUUAAAUUAGUUCCUAUUCAUUAUUUUACAAUUAUUUAAAUAUUUGAACAGCUUUUUAGAGAAAUAAAAUGCGUUAACUUGUGAUUAAU
Molecule: messenger RNA, 1419 nt
Organism: Eurytemora carolleeae
Lineage: Eukaryota; Metazoa; Arthropoda; Copepoda; Calanoida; Temoridae
Gene: CstF50
Product: cleavage stimulation factor subunit 1
Exons: 5
Coding region: 1-1335 (444 amino acids)
Biological process (GO): mRNA 3'-end processing
Cellular component (GO): mRNA cleavage stimulating factor complex
Molecular function (GO): protein binding; RNA binding
Source: RefSeq, a predicted model, not a curated record